This is a messenger RNA of Giardia duodenalis, 741 nucleotides long. RefSeq names its product Peroxiredoxin 1. NCBI's taxonomy places the organism in Eukaryota, Fornicata, Diplomonadida, Hexamitidae. Gene Ontology annotation, biological process: hydrogen peroxide catabolic process; response to oxidative stress; cell redox homeostasis. Gene Ontology annotation, cellular component: cytosol. Gene Ontology annotation, molecular function: thioredoxin peroxidase activity. The transcript has a single exon. The coding region runs from base 1 to 741 and encodes 246 amino acids. The record is from RefSeq and is a predicted model, not a curated record.
AUGCUACUGCUGAUAUGUCUUAUCUCGGUUGCCUUUGCGGCUGCUUGUACGCUGACCGUGAAUAAGAAUACGUGCAUACCUGAUAAGUGUGAGAAGUUUGGCGACACAGAAGUCUGCAUGCAGCUCAAGACAACCAGUUCCGUUCCCAUUCCAGGCACCCCUUGUCCCGACUUUGAAGUGGAGGUCCUUACCCCUGAACUCAAGUUUACUAAGCGUAAGCUUGCAGAUUACAAGGGCAAAUAUCUGAUCAUCUUCUUCUAUCCAGCCGACUUCACCUUUGUCUGUCCCUCUGAGAUCAUUCAUUUUUCCUCUAUGGCUGAGCAACUGAAGAAGAAGUAUAACACUGAGAUUAUCAUUGGCUCGACAGACACUGUUUAUAGCCACCACGCUUGGUGCCUUCAGAAUAAGACAGACGGGGGGAUCGGGCCCUGCAAAUGUGAUCUAUUCGCCGACACGAAUCAUAAGAUGGCACGUGAUUUUGGCAUACUCGUUGAGGAAAUGGGUCUUGCUCUGCGUGCCAUGUUUAUCGUCUCCGAUAAAGGAAUUGUACGCCAUGUUACAAUUAACGAUUUUCCUGUGGGUCGCUCUGUCGAAGAAGCUAUGCGUAUGAUUCAGGCCUUCCAGUACGCUGAUAAAACCGGCGGUGUCAUCCCGUGCGGCUGGACUCCUGAGAAGAACGACUUCAUUAUUCCUGAUCCCGAAAAGAAGAAGGAAUACUUUUCUAAGACCUUCACAAAGUGA